Humulus lupulus (European hop) is the source of this 794-nucleotide messenger RNA. RefSeq names its product coatomer subunit delta-like. Gene Ontology annotation, molecular function: DNA binding. Bases 231 to 794 code for a protein of 187 amino acids. The transcript has 7 exons. The record is from RefSeq and is a predicted model, not a curated record. Gene Ontology annotation, biological process: Golgi localization; endoplasmic reticulum to Golgi vesicle-mediated transport; retrograde vesicle-mediated transport, Golgi to endoplasmic reticulum. NCBI's taxonomy places the organism in Eukaryota, Viridiplantae, Streptophyta, Magnoliopsida, Rosales, Cannabaceae. Gene Ontology annotation, cellular component: COPI vesicle coat; cytosol.
CUCUGCGUGCCUUCGACCCAGCGGUCUCAUCGUUCUUGGAGAUCGCCGUUGGACAAACUGCCGAGACUGCCAGGCAGUUCUUGCAGGCCACAAGUUGGAAGCUUGAGGAGGCUAUUCAGCUUGGGAUUUCCACUGCUCACCGCUCAACUUCUACUACUAUAGGCCAGAGCAAUAUUCUGGAAGAUUUGGAGACACUGCGACUGCUCUCAAAGCUUGUGCCGGAGUAUUCUAUGUCUCUAGAUGAAGAGGGUGUUUGCAAGACUGCUUUUGAGCUGAUUUUUGCUUUUGACGAGGUCAUCUCUCUUGGACACAAGGAAAAUGUAACUGUAGCUCAGGUUAAACAGUACUGUGAAAUGGAGAGUCACGAAGAGAAGCUGCACAAACUUGUAAUGCAGAGCAAGAUUAAUGAGACGAAAGAUGUCAUGAAACGUAAAGCUAGUGAGAUUGACAAAAGCAAGAUUGAAAAGAAUAGGUUUGAUAAGGGAGGAUUUAUGUCAAUGGGCUCAGGAAGAAUAGAGAGCAGCUUUAGUGAGAUGAGCAUUUCAAAUACUAGAAGCGGUUUUGGGAGUGGUUCUGGUUUUGGAUUGAACACUGAGAUCGAUCCAUUUUCUAUCAAGUCUAAAGGUUUGUUCAUGCUCUUUAAUAUUGAAUUUGAUGGUGCUGCGAUUCACACAAGGAAGAUAGCUAGGGACAUGCUGCUUUUCUGGAAGAGAGUGGAUAAGGAGAUGGAAGAAUUGAGGAAAAAGGAGGAAAGAGAAGCUACUGAAGCCCUAAGGCGUGAGCAGGAGCUUUGA